UCACAGCUAGUAUCUUCACGUUGGUUUAGUAGCCUGGACUAUUUUUACAGUAAGGAAACAUUUGCGCUUUUAUUUGUGCCGUAUAUUUGCUUAUUUAAGGACCAUUGUUGGUAUUACGUCGGUCUGAGAGGGGAAGAACAAUCAUUAACUUGAUUUAUUAAAUUGAUCUAUCAGGGGGUCAGUGCUGAAAAUUGCUUAAAUCUGGAUUGUUGCAUUGCUGAUGAGAAAUACAUGUUUUAUGGAGAUGAGGACAACCCCGACAAGGCGCCAGCUAUGUGGUGUGGUGGAGUGCGCUGUGUCCGUAUGCGGUGCUUCACCAGAACGAUGACCAGAGCCUCUGAUCUCCAACACAUGGGAACUAGGAGACAUCCAAUCCUGCUCCGGAUAUUCCUGCUGGUCCUUCUUCUUCAUGUAGCCAGAGGAAAUACCUCUGCACAAACAUCUCAACCUCCACCCUUCUCACCCUCUCCUUCAUCAUUACCACCACCUGUUUUACUCUCUCCAUCCUCUGCCCUGCCUCCUUCGUACUCAACUCCACCAAGUGCACCGCUUAUAACACACACUAUACAGACUACAACCACAUCAGUGUCUAACACCCAAAAUACUGAAGCAUCAACCAUGUCACAUAGUAGCACAACAUCUACACCAGCUAUAGCCACAACACCUGCAGCUCCAUCAGCUAUAGCCACAACACCUGCAGCUCCAUCAGCUAUAGCCACAACACCUGCAGCUCCAUCCGCUAUAGCUACAACACCUGCAGCUCCAUCAGCUAUAGCCACAACACCUGCAGCUCCAUCAGCUAUAGCCACAACACCUGCAGCUCCAUCAGCCAUCCUGUCCACAGCCACAUUACCCACUACAGACAUUUCUUCAUCUAACACUCCAAACACGUCAACAGUCUCGGUGCCCAUGUCUAAUGCAUCCUCGACCCCACCCCCCACAUCCCUCACAACCCCUCACCCAUCACCACUGCACACUGCCUCAUCCAACAUGACUAAUGAACCAAUGACAUCCACCAUGCCAUCUCCAUCCACUAUUCUGCACUCGACUUCGCCCAUCAUAACGUCCACUACCAACAUGACCUCUGAAAAUGCCACAUCUCCAGGACACUCCACUCCUGUGCCAAUAACAGUCACCUCUAAUGCCACUACAGAGUCAGCAGAGGUGCAUUGUAACUUCUCACAGCUCUGUGCCAAUCAGUCUGUGUACUACUGGAUGGUCCUUGCGGUGGAUGUGAGUGGAGAUCUGAAGAAUGAAUCUGACAUCAGUGGCUGGUUCAGGGCUCUAUUUCCUUCUCUCGUGGAUUCCUGUGAGCCCUACAACCCUGAACAAGCAAAUGGCACAAAUUCGACUGACACACUGCAAACCACCUCUGUCAGUCCAAUAUAUCCCACCCCCUACAACAUGACAACAUGGUUAUACAACGUCACCACGACAACACUAUCCCAGAACAUCACCAACUUCACCACGACAACACUAUCCCAGAACUUCACCAACUUCAACAUGACAACCUUGACAACUAACAUGACAACUAUGCUUUACAAUAGUAUUAGUACUCCCUCACACAACCGUAGCAUGCCAACUCUUUCUCCCAGCUGGCCCCAUAGCACCACAAGUGAAGAGCAUAACGGUGGAAAUAUGACUGCUGCCAGCCUGUUUCAAGACAUUGAGGUGACGUGUGUCAAUAAAACAGGGAUCAGGAGGACUAACUGCACUGUGCUGCUGAAGACGAGGAAGCCAAUGUUUCCCUGUUGUUUCCAGCGAGCCCUGUGGCUGGGUCAGGAGAACAGCUCCAUACAAACCCAUAUAGUGGGAAAUCGAGUGGAGAGAGUGGGUAAGGGUCUGUGUGCAGGCCAAUUGCAUCCAAGUAAUGGUUUUGCAAAGUGCACCGGCUUCCUGAAUGGCACUCUCCCUCUUCCAAACACGUGUCACACUCCAGGGCCUGUCAAUAUCUCAUGUGGACAUGCAGGGACUGUUUACGUGCCUCUUGGGAAUCAAACCCAAAUGGACUGUGGUAUGCCCACUAAACCUCCCAUCGAUGUGGAGAUUGUCUGCAACACUGCUCCUCUAUUAUAA
This is a messenger RNA of Salvelinus sp. IW2-2015, 2076 nucleotides long. NCBI's taxonomy places the organism in Eukaryota, Metazoa, Chordata, Actinopteri, Salmoniformes, Salmonidae. The record is from RefSeq and is a predicted model, not a curated record.